Messenger RNA from Cuscuta campestris, 540 nucleotides. NCBI's taxonomy places the organism in Eukaryota, Viridiplantae, Streptophyta, Magnoliopsida, Solanales, Convolvulaceae. The record is from the annotation of a GenBank genome assembly.
CAAGCUAAGCUACCAUACUUCCAUUCUAACAAUAAGCAUUCAUACAUCAUUAGCCAGAAGAGGAAACCAAAAUGAAGCUGUCUUCAUCAUCAUCAACACUUGUUAUUGGCAUGGUUUUGGCCAUGUUGCUGACGGCAACAUUAGCCCAAAACUGUGGAUCCCAAGCCGGCGGAAGGACAUGCGCCGGAAACCAUUGCUGCAGCCGCUGGGGGUAUUGUGGCCUUACAUGUGCCCACUGUGGAGGUGGGUGUCAAAGCAACUGCCACCCCGACUGUGGUCCCGUCAAGUUUGACAACGAAACCGAUGUCGUUGUUAAUGCCAAACCUUGAUUUGGAUGGCGCGCGGUUCCGAUAUAUCGUUAAGAUCAAACACUGUAUGUUCGAACGUGUCGCUAUAUAAUGCAUGCAUGCUCUAAUAAGUUUGUUCUUAUAAGUUUAUGCCAAUAAUAAAUUGUGACAUACACAUAUCGAGACACUAGCAUAGUAUACUAUGUGAUCGAUUGUGUAUGUUAUGAGAGAGUAAUAAAGUAGUGGUUUGUGU